AUGCCAUUUCUCGUUAAUGGCUCAUUAAUCCGUGUGUGUUGCUGUCCAUCAAAUCCAUUACGUUUAACUGUUCGUAAAAUGAUCAGUUGUACUACUUUUAUUCGACGAUUUUAUCCACUUGGUUUUCAACAGGAAGCAUUAGUACUCUCGAAAAUGACACUUGCAUUUGUUAUAAGUCAUAUAUGUACCUCUUGGAUGUUGUCUACCGUUUCUCUUGCCUUCAUGGGUCAUUUAGGACAAGCAGAGCUAAAUGCAAGUGGAUUGGCUUUCAGCGUUUACAAUCUCUUAGGUAGUUCAAUUAUAGUUGGACUUAAUUUUGCUGCAGAGACUCUUAUGCCACAAUACUUCAGUGGAGACAAACAACAAACGGGCCUCAUAUUGCAACGGGGUGCAAUUAUAGCUGGUUAUGCAUGUUUCACUUGUUGGAUAUUGAUGCUGAACGCGGGAUAUGUUUUAAAAUGGAUUCAGGGAGAUCAAGAAGUUUUGACAUUAGUUAAUAGAUUUAUUCGAAUCUAUAUUUUUGUUUUACCAUUUGAUGCACUCUCCCUAUUGCUUGGAAUGUAUAUUGCAAGUAGUGGAAGAACUGUACCACUCAUCAUUAUCAACAUGAUCGGAAAUGCAAUCAAUGUCUUAUCACACUACAUUUGUCUCUAUCAUCUUCAUUUGGGCAUUUGUAGCACACCAGUGUCAAUGAUUAUUGCAUAUUGUUCUAUAGUACUCUCUGCAAUCAUCUAUAUUCGUUAUUCGCCAAUCUAUAUCGAAGCUUGGUGUCCUAUUGAUCGCAAAUGCCUUCAAGAAUGGAAUGUUUAUCUUAAACUGGCUAUACCAGGCGUAUGGAUAGCUAUGUAA
Messenger RNA from Rotaria sp. Silwood2, 849 nucleotides. The record is from the annotation of a GenBank genome assembly. Lineage: Eukaryota; Metazoa; Rotifera; Eurotatoria; Philodinida; Philodinidae.